CCCCCCGGCUCCGGCCAAGGCGGCCCUGGAGAGGGGCGAGGAGGAACUUGGAAGACUUGGCCACAUUCCGUCCCCGGCUCGCUCCGAAGGUUAACGCGGAGAGUCGGAUGGAGAGGUGGAAAAACGUCCGCCCGACGCUUCGUGCCUUGUUCCCCCGACGCCCGCGGCCACAACGAGAGGCGGGAGGCCAGGCGAGGCAGGACAAGCCGCUGCUUCCCCAGCCUGGCCCGGCUGCAUCGGGCGGCUGGGCUUCCCUGCGGGGGAACGGCCGAUGAGUCCCAUAGCGGCGCCCCCCCCCCGCCCGGUACAGCCCAGGGUCACUCCGCCCAGCCUGCCCGACAGGGAGGCGCGCCGGGCCGGAACGCUGGCCAGUCAUGCACAGCGGUUGGGGGCUCAGCCCGGCCCGAGUGCGAGAGCCGAGCGAAGCCUCCCGUGCUUUAAGGGACCUGGUGGUUUGCCUGCAAGGUGUGAACUGGGCUUCUCCCAGGGAGGGGCGGAAGGAGGCGCCGGGGGAGCCCCACAGCCAAACCCGGCCUGGCCGCCUCCAGCGGAGUCUCCCUCGGGGAACAGCCGCGUGAUUGAACGCCCCCGGCCGCCUCGCCGCCCUUCCGCGGCUUCCCCAGUGCAGACGGCCGCCUGUCCGGCUCCCCGCCCCGCGCCUCCAGCCACGGGAGAGGGAGGUGCCCCAGCAGAAAGGCCGGCUGAGGAGGGGGCUUCCCCAGCCAGGCUCGCCCGCCACCUUAUCUGCCGUCUUGGCCACGCCGGCAGCUGCCUUGCCAGGGCGGCGUCUGGGGGAGCCGCACUCUCGGGACUCGGAGCCCAUCGGGCCGCGCGCCAAACCCUCCCGGCUGACGGGCGGGGCUCCAGACGGCGAGCGCCCGCCGCGGGGUCGCGCUUCCCUUGCUGCGCAGCUUGGACGGGAGGGCCGGACGGCGCCGGGCUGGCUGGGACCCGCGGGGCGGGCAGAGCGGACCCGGGCGGCGGGGCGUUGCUUCCCUCGGCCGGCAUCGGCUCUGGAGGCCGGCGGAGGCAAAGCAGCCCGGCCCCCGCCCGCUGACCCCCGAUGCAGGAAGCGGAAGACCCCCGCCCGGCGCCCUCUCCUCCAUCCGGGCUCGCGCCGCGCCCUUCCCCGGCGGACGCCAGCUCCUCGCUCUCGGCUGGCUGCGCGGCGGCGGCUCUCCGGUUCAGAUUUUGGUUGAGCGCUUGCCAGAAGUAUAUUGAAGAGAGCAGCGCAAGGAAGUGCCAUCCUGUAGCUCCAUGUCUGGCAGAUGCCACGCGAGGGAAGAUGCUGCUGCACUGACUGGGCAUUACCUGUGCCACUCAGAGGUGGGCGCCACGGGCCAAGGGUGCAUAGAGAGCCUGGCCCAGCCAGGAGACCUCACUCUGUGGCAGUGCUGCAGAUGCGCUGCCCCCUCGUCAGCCCUGGGAAGCAGAGGGAGGAGGCGAGGUGUACCCAUGGGGAAGGGCAGCAGCUCUCCACGUCCCAGCUGGGGGCCUCAAGGAGGCGGCUUCUUAAGCCCAAGGAUGUCGGCAACGUGGCUCUGAUAGUGGCUGCUCUCCCUCCCUCUGCGCAAGACCCAGCAUCCUGAAGCUAGGAAGAAAAGGCAGAGGCCCCCAGUCGUCGUCACCCCCCCCCCCCCGAGUCACAGCAAUCUCCAAAAGAAAAGGGUCUUCUCUGGACAGAGACAUUUUCAAAACAAGUUUUAUAAGAACUCAAAAUGGCCAGGAGCCCCUGGGAGUUUUUCUUCUGCAGUUAAAGGUCUGAUUCCUGAAGGCAGAGGGUCUCAUGUGCUGGGUCCAUCUCUGGUCUGGCUGUGGGACCUUCAUGAGACUGAAGGGAUAGUCCAGUCAAGUCCAACUCUUGGUCAGCCCUGCUCCCCCCUCCCCUUUUCCAUUGGCGGCAGCUGUGUGGAGGGGGCCUUCUCCUUGGAGCCCACCAUGAAGUUUUCCUUGCGCUUCUGGUUCCUCUCCACGGCAUUCCUGCUUGUCUUCAUCAUGUCACUGCUCUUCACCUAUUCGCACCACAGCAUGGCCUAUCUGGACCUCGGAGGGCUGAAUGGGCUCCACCGGGUGAAACUGGUGCCCAAUUACGCUGGCAUGCAGCGCCUGAGCAAGGAGGGGCUCUUGGUGAAGAGCUGUGCCUGCCACCGGUGUGCCAUGGAGUCCAGCGACACCGCCUGGUUUGACAGCCGCUUUGAUGGCAACAUCUCCCCGGUGUGGACCAAAGAGAACAUGGACUUGCCUCUGGAGGUCCAGAGGUGGUGGAUGAUGUUGCAGCCCCAGUUCAAGUCCCACAGCCUUCACGAAGUGUUGGACAAGCUCUUCCAGAUUGUUCCGGGAGAGGAUCCGUACAGGUGCCGGGAAUCCCCGUCCUGCCGGCGCUGUGCUGUCGUGGGCAACUCAGGGAACUUGCGAGGCUCCGGUUACGGCCAAGACAUCAAUAGACACGACUUCGUUAUGAGAAUGAACCAGGCACCUACAGUGGGCUUUGAGGCAGACGUUGGCAGCAGGACAACCCAUCAUUUCAUGUACCCUGAGAGUGCCAGGAACUUGCCUGCCAACGUCAGCUUUGUCCUGGUGCCCUUCAAAGCCUUGGACCUGCUGUGGAUCGCCAGCGCCCUCUCCACAGGCCAGAUCCGGUUCACUUAUGCACCGGUGAAGCCAUUCCUCCGGGUGGACAAAGAGAGGGUUCAGAUCUACAAUCCAGCAUUCUUCAAAUACAUCCAUGACCGGUGGACGGAGCAUCAUGGCCGCUAUCCCUCCACAGGCAUGCUGGUGCUCUUUUUCGCCCUGCAUGUUUGCGAUGAGGUCAACGUCUUCGGGUUCGGGGCAGACGGCCAUGGCAACUGGCACCACUACUGGGAGAACAACCGCUACGCUGGAGAGUUCCGGAAGACUGGAGUGCACGAUGCAGACUUUGAGGCCCACAUUGUGGACAUCCUGGAAAAGGCUAACAAGAUCAGUGUUUAUCGUGGCCACUGAGGUUUCCAGCUGCUGCCGGGCAGCCUGGCUGUCAGUGGCUGGGUGAGGAGGGACGGUUCUUCUGCACCCGAUGCACCAUUUGGCGUCCUUUUUGAAGAGGAUGAAGAGGAAAUGAGGAGCUGAGGGAGGGAAGGACACCAAAGCCACCGAGGAGGCUCCAGUGAAGCAGAUUCAGGCAGAGAGUAGCUCAACUCCUACUCCUCCCUGAGAACAAACCAAGGAGAUGCAGGAGCCUCUGUAGCCCCUGAGCCAGGGAAGGAGAGAAGAGCCACACAGUGGUCAUUCAGGCUCCUCCUCCUCUUGCUUCUGCCCAAGCCUGACUCUGCGACUCCCUUUUGCCUCCACCAAGCCCCACGAGGGGCACAUCGGACUCUUUUUUUUAAAUUAAGCUUUUCUUCAGUACAUGAGAGCAGCUUCCUACCUUUGCCCCAGGAAGUGAUUUUUCUUUUUCUUUUCUAUACAAUUAGAUGCCAGGCUGGAUUGCAUUUUUGCCCCAGACACGUAAACUCAUGUAGAAACCUUGGAGGAGAAGCCAGGAGGAGCCUGCAGCUUUCCUGGAGAUGGUGAACAUUGACUCAGGGCCUGGUGUGCUUGCAACGAGGGUGGAUGCUCUUGUUCCCAGAGCAUCCCAGAAGUCCUGCCGAAGCUCUCAGAUUUUGCAGGCUGUGACUUGGACUCUUCAUUUCUGUCCUGCCCUCCAAUGCGGCAAGAUUUCACCCCUUGGCCUGGAGGUUCCUGGCCACCCAGGCCUCCUUCCUCCCUCUCUCUCCGCUCGACAUAUUUCCAGUCCCAUGUUCUGUUCAUGGCAGGGAUGCAAGGAAGGGCUGCCCUUCAGAUCUUUGGGGCAGAGGGCUCUGUCUCCGGGUUACAGCCUUUCUCCAGGGGAAGAAGGAAGGGGUGGUUGACAAACGGGUCCAAUCGAGUCAGAAUCCCCAGGCCUUUCAGCAUGAAAUCCACAAGCGAUUAACAUUUUUUAGCUCACUUUCUGCAAAGAGCUAGCAGUUUUAGGCCUGCCUUCACCUUGUUAGCCAAGGGGAGGGCUUCAGGGUGUGGUAUUCCUGCCUGCUCUCCUUCACUGAGAGCAAGAGAAGGGGUUCCCAAGUCAGCCCAGCUUCCUUCUCUUGCCCUGAGUGCAAGAAACAGGGGGCUUCCCAGUUGUUUUGGCCAUUAAGGUCUUGGAGACAAAUGGCAAAAUCAAGUUGCCCAUAAGCGGUUUUCUUCAAAAGGACAAUCCCAGCAAAUGAUCACUGUUUUCGUUCUUGAAAUAAUUGAAUUCCAGAGCAUGAAGGAGCUGUGGCAAUGGUGGCUUUUCGUUACGAGUAUAACUAAGAAUAUUUCCCCAAGAUGUUCUUGAAGCACUAAAAAAUAAGAAAUGGUAGCAAUGGUGGAUCUAUAAACCAGCCCUGGCCUUGGCGGGUCAGUCGCUUCUGGCUGACACCAGGGCAGCUUUCUAUGGUCAUAUGGAAGUGGAGGGUACCCUCCCCAAUGGUGCUGGGUCACCCUUGUGCUUCUGGGACAGCAUCAAAUCUUAUUGUCACCCCCCCUCCCCUCCGCCCCACUGCAACUGGAUUGCAGUUUCCCUUUGGUGAGCCUUGCGACGCCCCUCGGAACUCUAGCUUGGUGCCCUGAGAUGCAGAUACCUGCAAUCAAGGAGCUGGCAGGUUCAAGUGUGCCCAGGAUCCUGGACCUUUUGGCCUUCUCUCAACCAUUGUUUCUCCACAAAAGAGGUUGGGGGAAGGUCCCACAGUCAGCUGACCUUCCCCCAACCUCUUUUGUGGAGAAACAAUGGGAAACCGCAAUCCAGGUACAGUAGGUGUGAGGGGGGGAGGGGGGUGCCAGUGUCAUCAGGACUGACCUAGAGUUUGCUUUAAUUCUACGAACAAGGAUUGUGUGGCCUUGAGCUCUUUCCCCCUUGGUCCCUGCAAUUGAGGUACCAGCUGGAAGUAUGGGCAUGGUGCUCCCUGGGCUUUGGGGCUCCAGGAUGGGAGCUGCAGCCUUCUUCCCACCUCAAUUGCAAUUGCAACGCCUCCAGUUCACAUGGGCACUUUUCCAGGGGGCUUCCUUAGUGAACUGUUGAUAGCUCUUCACACAUCUUUAUCCCACUGUCCCUGGAUGGCAUGGCAUGGCAUGGCAUGGACUGAUAGGAGGGCUGGCUAAUCCCAGGAGCUUCUGCAUCUGGCAGAAUGGCUGCCUGGCUGCACUGAAACUGCCAUUAUUUCUUGGGCUGGGCCCGCAGCCGGUGUCAGAGUGAGGGGAGGGAGAUCUUCUGGUCCCUGAUGGUCCAGCUUAGGCUUCUUCCUGUCCCAGGACAGACCUGGCCAAAUCAGUGGCUGCUUCAGCUCCCAGCGGUUGGGAGCGGUCAUUGCCCAAUUCUUGCAAAUCUUACAGGCUCAGGAGGUCCUUCAGCCAAAGGGUUUGUUUUCCUUCCUGCCUUGGAAAGCUGCCUCUGCUCCAAAACAGUGAUGCUGCCCCUCCUUUUGUGUUUUUUUAAUUUCACAGGCUAGUUUGGAAGAAUGGGAUUUGUUUUAUGUUCUGCUACACAAAAUAAAACCUGUACCUUUUC
Thamnophis elegans (Western terrestrial garter snake) is the source of this 5545-nucleotide messenger RNA. RefSeq names its product ST3 beta-galactoside alpha-2,3-sialyltransferase 2 (gene ST3GAL2). The record is from RefSeq and is a predicted model, not a curated record. NCBI's taxonomy places the organism in Eukaryota, Metazoa, Chordata, Lepidosauria, Squamata, Natricidae. The coding region runs from base 1939 to 2982 and encodes 347 amino acids. The transcript is spliced from 7 exons. Gene Ontology annotation, molecular function: beta-galactoside (CMP) alpha-2,3-sialyltransferase activity.